CUCUUGCAGAAGUAUCCAGAAUCCACAAUGGCGUCUCACCUGAAGUAUAUCUCCUUGGGGAUCCUAGUGUUUCAGACCACCAGCUUAGUCCUGACUAUGCGCUACUCUCGAACACUCAAGGAGGAAGGGCCCCGGUACCUGUCUUCCACUGCUGUAGUGGCUGCAGAGGUGCUGAAAAUUGUAGCCUGCAUCUUUUUAGUGUAUAAAGAAAACAGCUGUAGUCUCCGUGCUCUGAAUAAACUCCUUCAUGAUGAGAUCAUCAAUAAACCAAUGGAGACUCUAAAGCUUGCCAUACCCUCUGGGAUCUACACCCUGCAGAAUAACCUCCUCUAUCUUGCACUGUCCAAUCUUGAUGCUGCCACGUACCAGGUCACCUAUCAGCUCAAAAUCCUCACCACUGCUUUAUUCUCAGUGUCCAUGUUGCAAAAAAAGCUAACCAAGUAUCAGUGGCUUUCUCUGGUAAUUCUUAUGGCCGGCGUAACACUUGUCCAGUGGCCCUCAGACUCUCCCAGUGCCCCUUCAAAGGAAGUAUCAGUCGGUUCCCGGUUUGUGGGUCUCAUGGCUGUCCUCACUGCGUGUUUCUCCAGUGGCUUUGCUGGUGUCUACUUUGAAAAAAUUCUUAAAGAAACCAAGCAGUCUGUGUGGAUUAGAAAUAUACAGCUAGGAUUCUUCGGGGGUAUAUUUGGUUUGAUGGGCGUUUUUAUUUAUGAUGGAGAUCAGGUCUCAAAAGAGGGAUUCUUUCAAGGGUACAAUAAUCUGACCUGGACGGUUGUGGCUCUUCAGGCUCUAGGUGGAUUGGUGAUUGCUGCUGUGAUCAAAUAUGCUGAUAAUAUCUUGAAAGGAUUUGCGACCUCUCUUUCAAUCAUUCUGUCAACAUUAAUCUCCUACUUUUGGCUGCAAGACUUUGUUCCUACAAGUGUGUUCUUCAUGGGAGCAGUAUUUGUUAUUUCUGCCACCUUCCUCUACGGCUAUGACCCCAAACCAUCUGUAAACCCGAUUAAAGCAUGAAGUCUGCAAUGGAUGCAGUGAUGUAUUGUGCGGAGCGCCCCUUGCUGCUUCCGCAACGAGCAGGGCUGUGCAAAGACAACUAGCCACAUAUGCUGCUGAAAGCAAAGAGACGGCAGGUCACAGCACUGCUGCUCUUUCUAGUGAUGGACUCUUAUUUUAUUUUAACA
This is a messenger RNA of Bufo bufo (common toad), 1175 nucleotides long. RefSeq names its product solute carrier family 35 member A3 (gene SLC35A3). The transcript is spliced from 7 exons. The record is from RefSeq and is a predicted model, not a curated record. Gene Ontology annotation, biological process: pyrimidine nucleotide-sugar transmembrane transport. Gene Ontology annotation, molecular function: UDP-galactose transmembrane transporter activity. Lineage: Eukaryota; Metazoa; Chordata; Amphibia; Anura; Bufonidae. Bases 28 to 1008 code for a protein of 326 amino acids. Gene Ontology annotation, cellular component: Golgi membrane.